AUGGAAGACGAAGAAAAUUCUCAAUUAGAUGCUAAUAUGGAUAAUGAAGAUAUCGAUCAAGAAAUGAUCGCAUUAAAUGAAGUAUUUUCAAGAUUUAAAGAUGAUCCUAAUGACGAUUUUAUUAAUAUUAAUCGUUUAACUCAAAUUUUACAAGCAUUGGGUAGAAAUCCUUCACUAAAAGAUUCUGAACAAAGAAUUAAUGAACUUGAAGCAACUGGAAAAUUUGAAUUAACACUGGAAGAUGUUAUACAAAUACUCAAUGAAUCAUGGACAGUAAUUAAUAAUGAUCGUGAUGGUCUUCGACAAGCCUUUGAAAAAUUUGAUCCUACAAAAGAAGGUUAUAUUGAUAUUGAAAAAUUUCGAACAGUAAUGACAACACUUGGUGAACCAUUAGCCGAUGAAGAAUUAGAAGAUCUUAUUCAAUUAGGUUUAAAUGAUGAACAAACAAAAAUAAAUAUUGAUUAUUUACUUGAUCAAUUACUUGGCAACAAUACAUAA
Rotaria sp. Silwood2 is the source of this 498-nucleotide messenger RNA. The record is from the annotation of a GenBank genome assembly. NCBI's taxonomy places the organism in Eukaryota, Metazoa, Rotifera, Eurotatoria, Philodinida, Philodinidae.